This is a messenger RNA of Leopardus geoffroyi (Geoffroy's cat), 3929 nucleotides long. Its product is annotated as zinc finger protein 791-like. The transcript has 4 exons. The record is from RefSeq and is a predicted model, not a curated record. Gene Ontology annotation, molecular function: DNA-binding transcription activator activity, RNA polymerase II-specific; RNA polymerase II cis-regulatory region sequence-specific DNA binding. Gene Ontology annotation, cellular component: nucleus. NCBI's taxonomy places the organism in Eukaryota, Metazoa, Chordata, Mammalia, Carnivora, Felidae. Gene Ontology annotation, biological process: regulation of transcription by RNA polymerase II. Bases 379 to 2127 code for a protein of 582 amino acids.
UCCAAUCAGGGGAGCCGCCGGAGCCGUACGUGCGGGCGACGCGCCGUGGACGCCGUGGACGCCGUGGACGGCGAGGGCUGUGUGCGGUGGCUGCUGUGCGUCCGAGCCUCGCACCCGCUGGCGCCGUCCUUACGGGCUUCGGGAGGUUCCGCCGCGUCCUGGGUCGCCGCGACCUGCGCUGGCCGCGGCAGCCGGAUGGUGGGCGACCCAGCACCCCGGAAACCGAGCGAUGAUUCCUAGCGCUGUCUCAUCCAUCCUCCUCCACACGUAUGUGGGAUGUUUUAGGACGCAGUGGCCUUUGAGGAUGUGGCUGUAAACUUCACCCUGGAGGAAUGGGCUCUGUUGGAUCCUUCACAGAAGAAACUCUACAGAGAUGUGAUGCGGGAAACCUUGAGGAACCUGGCCUCAGUAGGGAAAAAGUGGAAAGACCAUAACAUUGAUGAUCAGUACAAAAACCAGGGAAGAAAUCUAAGGAGUCCUAUGGUAGAGAGGCUCCAUCAGAGUAAAGAAGGUGGUCAGUGUGGAGGAAACUUCAGCCUUAUUCCGCAUCUUAAUCUGAACAAGAAAACUUCUACCGAGGUAAAACCGUGGGAGUGCAGCGCGUGUGGAAAAGUCUUUAUGCGCCAUUCGUCCCUUAAUAGGCAUAAGAGAUCUCACGCUUCGCCAAAGCCAUACAAGUAUCAGGAGUAUGGAAAAAAGCCUUAUAAAUGUAAAGAGUGUGGAAAAGCUUUCAGUUAUCUCCAGCCUUUUCAAAAACAUGAAAGAAACCACAGCGUAGAGAAAUCUUACAAAUGUAAGGAAUGUGGGAAAUCCUUUCGAUACCGCCAGUCUGUUCGAAAACACGAAAGGACUCACACCGGGGAGAAACCCUAUCAGUGUAAACAGUGUGGAAAGGCCUUUAGAUAUCAUCAGACCUUUCAGACACAUGAAAGGACGCACACGGGGGAGCAGCCCUAUCAGUGCAAGCAGUGCGGGAAAGCCCUCAGCUGUCCCAGCUCCUUUCGCAGUCAUGAAAGGACUCACACGGGAGAGAAACCGUACGAAUGUAAAAAGUGUAGUAAAGCCUUCAGUUGUCCCAGCUCCCUUCGAAAACAUGAGAGAACUCACACCGGAGAGAAACCCUACGACUGUAAGGAAUGCGGGAAAGCCUUCAUUUCUCUCGGGAGCUUCCAAAGACACAUGAUCACGCACACUGGAGUCGGACCUUAUAAAUGUAAGGAGUGCGGGAAGGCAUUCAGCUGUCCCAGUUCGUAUCGGAUACAUGAAAGAUCUCACACCGGAGAGAAACCCUACGAGUGUAAGCAGUGUGGUAGAGCCUUCAGUUGUUCCAGUUCCUUCCGAACACACGAAAGGACUCACACUGGCGAGAAACCCUACCAGUGUAAAGAAUGCGGAAAAGCCUUCCAUUGGCUCACCACGUUUCAAGUGCAUGUGAGAACUCACACUGGAGAGAAGCCCUAUAUAUGUAAGCUGUGCGGGAAAGCCCUCAGUUGUCCCACGUCCUUCCGAAGACACGAAAGGACUCACACCGCGGAGAAGCCCUAUGAAUGUAAACAGUGUGGGAAGACCUUCAGCUCUCCUCUAGGCUUGCAAAUACACGGGAGAACUCACACUGGCGAGAAACCCUAUAAAUGUGAGGAAUGUGGGAAGGCCUUCGUCUCCCUCACCAGUUUUCGCAGACAUAUGAUGACACACACUGGAGACGGACCUUAUAAAUGUAAGGAGUGUGGGAAAGCCUUCAAUUGUCCCAGCUCCUUCCGGAUACACGAAAGAACUCACACGGGAGAGAAACCCUAUGAAUGUAAAAUAUGCAGUAAAGCCUUCAGUUGCUCAAGUUAUGUUCAGGUACAUGAAAGAACUCACACGGGAGAGAAACCCUAUGAAUGUAAGGAAUGCGGGAAAGCCUUCAUUUAUCGCACAACCUUCCGAGGACACAUGAGAGUGCACACUGGAGAGAAACCUUAUAAAUGUAAAGAAUGUGGGAAAGCCUUCAGUCGACCCAGUUCGUUUAGAAGCCAUGAAAGAAUUCACACUGGAGAGAAACUUCUUGAAUGUAAACACUGUGGGAAAGCCUUCAAUUGGCCCACAUCCUUACAUAAACACGUGAUGAGAAUGCACACAAGAUAGGUAAAUUGUUAACUGAAAAGUACAGGAGAGCGUUCAGUCUUAACAAACACAGAGUCGUGUAAAAACACCACUGGAGAAAAAUGACAUAAACGUAAGAAACAUGGGAAAGUCUGAUGCACAAAGACAGUACUCCAGAGAAUUCACCACGUGAAAGAAAUGCUUCAGAAGUUGAAGAUAAUGAAUUUGGUUCUGAAACUCAGUCUCUGGACUAUAGCUUCUGGUUGUUGCUUUUCAGCUGAACGUUGAGUUGAGACAAUUCUGUGAGCAUUGUUUAAGCAAUAGUACGGAAGCUUAGUAAGUAGUCUUUUUCCUGAAAUCAGUUUGUAAACGUUUUGUCUUUCCAUUUUCAAGUCUAUUGGAUCUAUGGGUGAGUUACGGUGUAUUUGUAAUAUGUAAGUACUAAUUUUUAUAUAAUUUCUUAACUGUUCUGAACGUGAAGGGGCUAUGGUAUAAUGACAUUUUGGUACUUGUUGGGAUUUUCUCAUGGACCUCCCGUCACAGGUACUGGAUAUUCCUUGUCUCUUAUAAAUAUUCCUCCUUUCAUAUGUGAAAUGGUUUCUGUUUUUUUUUGUUGUUGUUGUUGUUGUUUUAAUCCAAAGAGUCUUUUCUUUCCUGGUUAAUAAAUUGUAGGCAUCAAUUUGUAAGUAUGCAGAGUUUAUCAUAGGGUAUAAUCUCAUUGGAAUCGCUGUUUACGUCUUUUCCCUUGACUCUGUUAUUUCUCCCAACUGUGAUUUGGAGAUUAUACUUAAAGAGACCAAAAAAAAAAAAAAAAAAAAAAAAAGUAGCAUUGGAGAUAGCACUCCUGGAAUGCGUUAGGUCAACAUGGGUAAUGUUGUGACCUAAUUUUCUAGAAUCUGCUCUCUUUAUAGUUUCAUGUUAGAAUUCACCGGUAGCCUCACUUGCAUGAGAGCUGGAAGGCAAAAAGGAAGCAGGCCUUAGUUUUUGGAAUCACGGUACAGACAGUGAUCGAUACCAUAGGAAUUUUGCCUACACCUUCCAGCCCGUUUUGCUGAUUCUUUGCCCUGCCCGUCAAGAGUAUCUUCAGUACCACCGUCAGCUACUUGACUUCCAUUUUCUCAGAGCUGUAGCUUUCCACAGAUGCCGCCACGAGGCCUACGACCUGGCAGAGGUUGAUGCCACUUGGAUUUUCCCGCAAGCCAUCACGUGUCCACCAGACCAUCAUGGUUGAGAAUGUUCUUUAAAGCGCUGACUUCCCUCUUCUCUGGAUUGUAUUUGUAUAGGGUCUAAUUGGUGUAGUAAACCCCUUGUUCUGUUAAUACUCCUAAUUACUGUGUGUUCCUGAUUUCCCCAGUACAGCUACAACAGGCAGCCAAGAGGAACCCCAUGGUAACUUAUUCCUCUACCGCAUUGUGCAGUGACUUCUGUGAAAAUAAGCCUUUUCGUGUGAAAAUAAGCACCUUCUCCUUAUCAGGCAGAUUGUGGGUGUUUCUGAUUACUCACAUCUGAACAUAAGUCUUCGGUAUAUUUUCAAUUAUGUUUUUAUGUGAUUUAAAACAUUUUCUAAAGCUCAAACCACUGUUUCUGUCCAUGGUCCUUAAAAUUUUUUUAUUAACUGUUGGAUAUUAACAAAUGUUAUCUUCUCCAUUUCCUGAUAGGAUAUAUUAAAACGUCCCAUUGAGAUUGUGGCUUUUCAAGUCAACCUGUAAUUUUGUCAGCAUUAUGCAUUCCGAGGGUCAUCGUGUGCAGACGAGUUCAGAUAUUUUUUCCUCCAAUUUUGUUUUUUAUUCUGUAGUCGUAAUUUUUGUAAUUAAAUUUCUCGUCCUCCGUUAUUCAUUCCAAAA